CAAUGCGGUAGUAGUGAACGGCGGAGUCCUGGCUGUAGGUUAGAGAGAGGUCUGUGUACAGACCGGUUCUCUAAAUUGACACCCGAGUGGGCCGCAGAGAUUUUCGAGGGAUCCGUAGGUCGGUGAUACGAACAUGGGGAACGCGGAGAGCGGCUGCGGGGGCGGCAGCGGCGACGAGGAGGACGUAGAAACGGAGAGCCCCGGUUUCGCGGAAGACAGCCCGGCCUCUGCGGCCACUGGCGUCAACGUUGGAGGCGGCGGCGGCGGCGGCGGUGGAGGCACCGGUUCUGGGCGAAGCGGAAGGGGAUCGAAUAACCUGCCAGUGCCCACCGGCGGACCCCCUACCCCCGGGGUCCUGCUAGAGCAAGUGAAACUAAGAGAGGCGGCGGCUCGCAUUAGUGACUCAGGAGUCGCCAUUCAGGAGUCAGUCCUGGCAGGGAACGAGGGUGUCCUGGUGCGGUGGCUGGAGGACCGGUUGAACCGAGGAGAGGAGUCUGUCAAUGUGGAACAGUUUUGUGAGAUGUUGGAAAGCAGAGACGCCCCGAGAGACGAGUGUGAAGAGGCCUUUGGACAGUUCGAUGCAGAGGGGGAUGGGGUGGUGGACGUCGAGAGCAUGCUGGUUGCUCUGAAGAACUCCAACGGAGCUAAUCUAAAAGGAGAGCUGAGUCAUGUGAUAAGACAGCUACAGGCAUGCUCCCUAACUCCAGGUUUUGUUGACAUAUUCUCCAAGACCAAAGACCGGUUAGGAGCGCAUGCCUCUAAGAUCCUUAAGUUCCUACACAGGAAUCGUAUCCCCAGCAGUGCCAUCCCCUUCCCUAUCUUAGAGGGAUACAACAGUAUCUGCACCAUGAGGUCCAGCGUGGUCCAGGACUUCUUGGAGUUCCUCUUGCAAAAAGAGAAAGAUUUAGACAUCCAGUACCGAGCAGAGCUGGACCGGGAUCCAGAGGUGGACAAGGUGAAGGUGGUCACGCAGUGCUACAGCUCCAUCGAAGCUUCGUCCAACGCGUCAGACAUCAACAAGAUGACGAAUGGGGAGACGUCCUCUUUCUGGCAGUCGGACGGCAGUGCGCGCUCACACUGGAUCAGAUUGAAAAUGAAGCCGGAUGUGGUUUUGAGACGUCUUGCCAUCGCCGUGGCUUCUAAUGACCACAGUUACAUGCCUCAGCUGGUCUCUGUUGCUGUCGGGAAGAACCGCCGCUCCUUGCAGGAGAUCAGGGACAUCCGCAUCCCCAGCAACGUAACGGGCUACGUAGCUCUCCUGGAAAACGCCAACAUCACACAUCCCUACAUCCAAAUCAACAUUAAGAGGUGCCUGAGCGAUGGAUGUGACACACGGAUUCACGGCUUGAAGACGCUGGGUUAUCAGAUUACUAAAAGUAAAGAGGUGUCUGUGUCGGAUGCUUCGGCCAUCUGGUACCUGUCUCUCCUCACCUCCCUGGUCACCGCGUCCAUGGAGACCAACCCUGCACUGGCUCAGACUGUCCUUCAGAGUACACAAAAAGCCUUACUGCACAUGCCACCGCUGUCCCUCACGCCGUCCUCCACAGAGUUCCCCAAGUUCUUCUCCCUGAACAUCCUGGAGGAGGUGGAUGGAUUUCUCCUCAGGAUAGCAGACUGCUGUGUGAGUCCUGAUGCAGAGCUCACCCUCCUCGCCUUCGCUCUGGCGCGGGGCAGCGUGGCGAAGGUGCUGCAGGCCCUGUCCUGCAUCAGCGACCAUUUAGAGGCCGAGUACAAGGCCUCUGCCCUCAUCGUGUCCAUGGCCUCCGUCAGGCUGCGGCUACUUAAUCGCAACGGGAAGCCCCUCCAGCUGCACCUGCAGGCGUGUGACGUCAAGAGCAAAGAGGAGAAAUCCGGACCUGAGAACAUGCUCACAGAAUCCUCCACUGGAGACGGUUUUCUGACAGAGAGCGGCAGGAAGAAAGCCAGUGUGAUCCUGUCCACAGAGGAUCAGAGUAACUUCCAGGUCACUCAGAUGAAGAUCAAAGUGCGAAAAGGAGCCAUUGGUGCAAAAUGCGGCUUGGUGUUUACGUACAAGGAGGAAGAGGCUUUCGAUGCAGAGAAACAUUUCAGGAGGUUUAAAAAGUACGACUCCUGGGACUACAAGGCCUACAAAGAGUUUGUACAAGACAGUGCUAAGACUCCAGCUCAGUCUGAAGAUGAGCCGAUUGGCUGGUUUGAGCUUGAGGAUGACUGGAACGACGUGGAGAUCAAGCUGCAGCAGUGUCGCGUUGCAAAGUUCCUGAUGGUGAAGUUCCUGUGCACCAGGCAAGACUCCGCAGAGCGUCUUGGCGUGCAGUCCCUCACCUUCAGCGGUUAUCUGUGUCCCGGGGCGGAGAGGCUCGGAGACCUGGACGACCUCAGUCCAGAGGGAGAGAGCUACGACCACGACGCGGUCACCGGCCUUUGUCUACUUAACAAGACACUAUUCUUCAUACAGCAGCUAACACGAGACAUGGAUGCCUCUCAUUUUAAACCGAAGUUUCUUCUGGACUUCAGUGGCCUCGGUCUGAACCUUUUCUGGAGCUUCUACAAUAAACUCAGGGAGAUUGAGGGAGAGGAGGUGUUGAAGAGCAGAGUUCUGCUGCUCCAGCUGAUGCAGAACUGUUUCCCCAUGAUGCCCAACCCACUGGAGCCCCGAGGCCCUGAGGACAGCACAGGACCAAAAGACGGAGCAGCACCAACUCCAGCUGCAGCAGCACCUCCAGCUCCAGCUGCUUGUCCAUCCACUUCCAGCAGCACAGAGCCUCCGUCUGAGUCUGUGAAGGCUGUUUGGGAACUCUACACUCACCUCUGCAGUGUGGUGGAUGGUCCAGUGGGAGAGUCGUUGGUGGAGAAAGCUUUGCAUAAAGAAGCAGUGAAGGCCAUUCUUAACGGAGCAGCAGUUUUCUUCCCUGAUAAACACGUCAGGAGAGACAAACUCUUCCACAUGAUGAAAAACAUCACAGAAGAGGACCAGCCCGAGUCGGUGAAGGUGACGUUUGAAUCUCUGUGUAAUUACUUCAGCGACCAAGAUCCAAGUGGCCUUCUCCUGCUCCCACCCAAAGGAGCUCCCGCAGACUUUGACAUCAGCCCCAUACUGUCGGUAAUGGAGACGCUGCUUCUGGUGGCAACACGAGAGUGUGAGGUGAUGAUGGUGGAUGAGAGCAGUGGAGCCAGCAGGACCGUGCUGCUGUCUUUGUUCUGGGCUCUGCAGGGCAGUCUGGUCUCCUGGUGCUACCUGCAGCUCAAGACUGGAUCCUCCACCGCCAUCGCCAUGGAGCUGGCCAGACAAAUCCUGCUUAAAUACGUGGAUCAGUUCCUGGGAAGUUUCAAAGCCAUUCUGGGUUCCCUGCUGCAGAGGUACACCGGUGCUCAAAUCAAUGACAAACUGGGCAGCUCCAUCCUCGCCACAGUCUUCAGACAACUGAUGAUUUUACUCCUGGAGCUGUGCUCUCUGGACAUCCCUCACAGCGUGCUGCUGAAGAACUUCUCCUCUCUGGUCGAGCUGCUCAAAAGCCUGUCAGGCGAUACGGGAGACAUCUUCUCGAAGGUGGAUCAGGAGAGCUGGCACCAGCCCCAGCAGCCCGUUGUGCUGAGGACCUGGAACUUGGAGUCUCCUCACAACUACGAGAACAGCCGACACGAGACCAGCAUCUUCGCUUGCCCCGGCGCCACCUCGUUUGAGCUGGAGUUUGACGAGCGCUGUGAGACGGAGAAGAGAUACGACUACCUAGAAUUCACAGACUCCCGAGGUGGGAAGGUCCGAUAUGACAUGAAGGUUGGAACUGAGAAGUGGCCGAAGAAAGUGACGUUUGACGCCGGCCCUCAGCUCCAGUUCCUCUUCCACUCAGACAGCAGUAAUAACGAGUGGGGUUACAAGUUCGCUGUGACCGCCCUCGGGCUCCCAGAUAUCACCAUCUCCUGGAUGUCAGACCUGCGGCUGCUGGUCGCUCGUCUGAUGGGUCGCCUGGCUUCAAGAACACUCGCCCUCAAAUCUCCUCAUGAGAUUCGCUCUGUGAAGGAGCUCCCCCAGGGGAAAAUGUCCCACGUUCAGUCUUCCCCUCUUUGGAAACCCAUCCUGAGACACGGGUUGUGUGAAGCCAGAGAGACCAAUCGAACAAAAUCACCCACAGACCAGUCGAAGUCGUGGACCCCUGAUGAGGUAGUGAAUUUCCUGGAGGACUUUGCCCGAUGGAACCCGUCCCAGGAGCCAACAGACAGCAGAACAGAACUGAUGAAGACCCUCGUGCAGUCCUGCAGGAAACAGCCGAUGAGAAACGAGAUUGCUCCCGGGUCAAAGACAGACCAGGCUGUGAACGCCAUUUGGGCGGCCAUGGUGUACCACACACCGGCCCUGAACCAUGCGCUGAAGACCUACGUUUAUCAGGAUUGUAAGUCGUGCCUGAGUGAAGAGUUUGUGCAGGUGUACGCACUCGCUGACAGCAUCAGGACUUGGAUGCUGGAGAUGAAGCAAAGGUACCUCGUUGGUAAAAUCUCCGUUCCUGAUGAGAAGGAGGGAGGUCAAGAUGAGGUUACCAUGGAGACGCUAGCGGAGAUGUGCAUUGAGAAGAGCCUCCUGCUGUUCAGAUUCACACCAUGUGGAGUGCCGUGUCAGGACAGUGACUCCUCCAGAGCUGCAGAGGGCAGCAGUGCUCUACUCCUCCGCUCAAGUUCGAUCUCAGAAGCGGACUUUCAGCCCAGCUCCUCUGUGGUACCUCAGCAUGCGGGGCCAGAGGAGAGCAGUGAUGCCAAAGCAGCGCAGAGCCAAACCUCUGGUGGUGCCCAAAACUCAUCUUCAUGUGGACACAAGCAAGGCCACAGAGGCUCCACAGAGAGCCUCUCCUCCCAGUCAGGAGAACCAGCCUCACCCUCCACCUUCCCCCGUAAGGCCCCGUUCAGCCGGGCCCGCCUACGCCUCCUCUCAUGCAGAUCUAUAGAAGAGCCGCGUAUGACCCCCUCUGUGAAGGAUCGCUACCCAAUCCUUAAACACAUCCUGAACUUUAUAAGGGACCAGGCUCUCACCACAGCAAGCAUUCUUCAGACCCUGUCACUGAGCAAAGCCCAGGCUCUGAGUGUGUGUAAGGUCCUGGAGAUGGUUCAGCAGUGUUUACAAUCCCUGGGAAAGCCACACCUCUUCCAGGCCCCCUGCAUCCUGUUCCUGCAGGAGCUGCUGGCGUGUCAGAAAGACUUCACCAGCUACUUCUCUCAGCUGUCAGACAGCGGGCAGAAGCUCAGAGAGGAGGUGAGGCGUUCCUACCAUCAGCUGGUGCUCAUGCUGGUGGGGGCAGUUCAAGCUUUCAGCAGCCUCAAUGAGAAAGCCCUGCUGCCCGCCCUGUCCUGUGUGCAGACCUGCUUGUUGCACCUUCUGGACAUGAGCUGGGAGGUUCACGACCUUCCUCUCUUCCUGAAUAUCAAGCUUCCUGAACUCCUGCUCAGCAUGUCCCAGGAAAACAUCAGUGUCCAUGACAUUGCCAUCAGUCAGUGGACUGAGGAGGAUGAAAUCGCAGACUACAAGAAGAACCAGGAGUGGAUGGAUGAGUGCAUGGACGGGAUGUUUGAGAAGUGGUACGACAAAAUCGACGAGGAGGACUCCAUGGAGGACAGGAGGAAGAUGCACAUGUUCAUCGCUCGUUACUGCGACCUGCUCAACGUUGUCAUCUCGUGUGACGGCUGCGAGCGGAUGGCACCGUGGCACCGCUACCGAUGUCUGCAGUGCAUGGACAUGGACCUCUGCAAGACGUGCUUCCUCAGCGGGGCCAAGCCAGAGGGCCAUGAGGACGACCAUGAGAUGGUCAACAUGGAGUACGCCUGCGACCAUUGUCAGGGUCUGAUUGUAGGCAGCAGGAUCAACUGCAAUGUCUGUGAAGACUUCGAUCUGUGCUUUGGAUGCUACCAUGCAAAGAAAUAUCCGGACAGCCAUCUGCCAACUCAUCGCAUCACAGUGUACCCCAUGGUGACGAUACGAAUCAGUGACCGGCACCGUCUGAUCCAGCCCUACAUCCACAACUACUCCUGGCUGCUGUUCGCCGCUCUGGCGCUCUACACGUCAGAGCUGAGCAGCCAGAAGCAGACGGAGGGAGAGACUUUGGACAACAACCACCUGAGCCAGGCGUCAGCGCUGCAGACCUGCUGCUCCCAGCUCAUCCCCGACUGCCUGCUCAAGGGCCAGCCCGGCAAAGGUCUGCGUUCCUCUGCCUUGCUCGCCCUGCUGUCGUCCAAUGACUCGUCUUCUGACAGUGAGCUGUGUCCAGUCUCACCAGAGUCCUCUCAGGAGCUCAGCACGGCCACUGACACCUCCUCUCUGCCUGGAUCCACCGCAGCCAUCUGCUCCCCAACGUCUCCAAAGGACAAGAGCAAACCGUCCAGUAAGGAGAAAAACCCAAAGGAGGUGGGCUCUCCUCCCACUGCUCCUCCUGAGGUGUCCUCCCCUCCAAGCACUGGAGAGCGGGACAAAAUGAAGCUGGUCAUCCAAGACACCCUGGACUCCCCUAGCCUCAGCCAGACCCCCUCGGUGUCCAGUGACGACCCCCUCUCCCCUGUGGUCCGAACCUCAGAGUCUGGACCGGGAGCAGUCAACUCUCCGACAUGUGACGUUGUAAAGGAGACGGACGAGAGGCUGCCGCAGGUCCCCCUUCAGGAGCACGUUUUCUCAGAGUGCUCCCGAGAGAGGAUCCUGGGUCUACUGGCUGCCAUGCUGCCACCAGCAAAACCAGGCUGCACCCUGUCCCUGCCCAGUCUGAACUCCAUCCUGCCCCAGCUUUUCAGAGCCGUCAUCUCCAACGCCGGAUCUCUGAACGAGACCUUCCACCUCACUCUGGGGCUGCUGGGUCAGCUGCUGCUCAGGAUCUCUCCGACUGAGGCCGACACCGCUGUCACAGAGGCUCUGGCUGACAAAUACGAGCUGCUGACACAGGGAGAGGCGGCCAGCUUAGACACCCAGGGCUGGAAGACCACACAGCUGCUUUUCAGUCUGGGGGCGGUCUGUUUAGACAGUCGUAUUGGUCUGGACUGGGCGUGCACGGUGGCAGACGUUUUGCACAGUCUGAAUGUGUGUCCCGAGUGGAGCACUGUCAUCGCUGCUUUCACUGACCAUUGUAUUCAGCAGCUUCCACAAACACUCAAGCGCACCAACCUCUUCACCCUGCUGGUGCUGGUGGGCUUCCCAGAGGUGCUGUGUGUGGGCACCCAGACGGUGUUUAUCGACAACGCCAAUGAGCAGCACAACAUGAUCCUGCUCAAACACUUCACAGAGAAGAACCACGCUGCUGUGGUGGACGUUAAGACCCGCAAGAGGAAAACAGUGAAGGACUACCAACUCAUCCAGUCCCAGGACUCCACUACAGCUGGUCUACCAGAGCAGUCCGAGGGCCAGGGCCGCCCAAAGACGCUGCUCAGCCGCUACCUGAGCAACUUCACCUCCAUCAUCAGCCACCUGCUACAGACCAGCCAGGACAACGGCUCGCCUGACGCUGUGGAGGCAUCCUGGGUUCUCUCCCUGGCUUUGAAAGGACUCUACAACACCCUCAAGAAACAUGGAGUAGACCAAGCUCAGGAGGACAUCCAGCAGUCGGGACUCACCCAGCUGCUGGUGAGGAAGUGCAGCAAAGGGACGGGCUUCAGCAAGCUGUGGCUGCUGCGAGAUCUGGAGAUCCUCUCCAUCAUGCUCUACUCCUCCAAGAGGGAGAUCCACUCCAUGGCCCAGGACCCCGAGCGAGACCAAAGGGAGCAGGACAAGGAGCAUGACUCGGACCACUCCAGCUGCUGCGCUGACGAGACGGACGUCAACAGACCCGACCCGUUAGAGGGUCUCGAUGAGGAGACGAAGAUUUGCUUCCAGAUCACCCACGAUGCCUUAAACGCCCCUCUGCCCAUCCUGCGAGCCAUGUACGAGCUGCAGAUGAAGAGAACAGACUCUUUCUUCCUGGAGGUGCAGAAAAGAUUUGAUGGAGAAGAGAUCAAAACAGACGAGACAAUCCGCACGCUGGCUCAGAAGUGGCAAGCUACCAGACGGCCUCGCUCUGAGGAGAGGAACACCAAGGCUGUGGACACGGACAUGAUUGUUGUGUCAUGUGUGUCUAAACCCAGUCACUGUGAAAAGGCCACAGAAGAGGUCAACGUCGUGGCCCAGAAGCUCAUCACCAACUCCGAGAGCGACCUACAGCUCAGCUACGCCAAACAGAGGCGCACGAAGAGUUCGGCCCUGCUGCACAAAGAGCUGGACGUGCGCAGCAAUCGGGCAGUUCGUCAAUACCUGGUGAAGGUGAACCAGGCCAUCGCCACGCUGUACGCCCGCCACGUGCUGGCCUCGCUGCUGGCCGACUGGCCUGCAGAGGCAGCGCUGAGCGAAGAGGCGCUGGAGCUGAACGGGGCGUCGCACAUGGCCUACAUCCUGGACAUGCUGAUGCAGCUGGAGGAGAGGCCGCUGUGGGAGAAGAUUCUGAAGAGGGUGCUGAAGGGCUGCAGUCAGAGCAUGCUGUGCAGUCUGUCUCUCACUGCCUGCCAGUUCAUGGAGGAGCCGGGUAUGGCCGUGCAGAUCCGAGAGUCCAAACACCCGUACGACAACAACACCAACUUUGAGGACAAGGUGCACAUCCCCGGGGCGAUCUACCUCUCUGUGAAGUUUGACUCUCGCUGCUACACAGAGGAAGGCUGCGACGAGCUCAUCAUGUCCAGCAGCAGCGAUUUCCUGCAGGACGUCCACAACUUCAGCGGCUCUCCUCAGAAAUGGUCCGAUUUUGAGAUUCCAGGUGACACCCUGUACUACAGAUUCAUGUCAGACAUGAGCAACACAGAGUGGGGCUACAAGUUCACUGUCACAGGAGGCCACCGAGGACGCUUCCAGACAGGCUUUGAGAUACUGAAGCAAAUGUUAGCAGAUGAACAAGUGCUCAGUCACCUUCCACUCGCCGACAUCUGGGAGUGGCAGGUGGGCGUGGCCUGUCGUCAGACUGGGAACCAGCGUCUCAAAGCCAUCCACUUGUUGCUCCGCCUCCUGCAGUGUCAGUCCACGACCGCCUGUGAGCUGACGCUGCUGCGACCUCUGUGGCAGCUCUUCAUGACCAUGGAAAACAGCCUGAGCCAGGAUCCCACCAGUAUCACUGUUCUGCUGCCUCUGCACCGAGCCCUCACUGAACUCUUCUUCAUCGCAGAGGCCCGGGCCAUCUCUCAGGGGAUCCUCCAGGAGUACCUGUUAGCCAUGACCACUGACGAGCAGCUCCUCAACCACACAGCAAUGGCUCUGAAGAACAUCGCCGCCAUCAGCCUGGCCAUCAAUUACCCCAAUAAAUCUACCAAGCUCCUCAACGUGUCUCCUUGAGGGAGCCACAGGGAGACGUAGGCGGAGGGGGAGGGAGGGGGGUGGGGUGGGGGGAUGCAUCCUGACUCGGCUGGAUCACUUUGAAGGAGCUGUGGAGAGGUGGGGGGGCGCCCACCUCCACCUCCACCUCCAUCCUCUACACCUGUAACUCUCUGCAGGUCUCCGGACUCUGGAGCUGUGGUGGAUUACACUGAAGGAGCACUUUCCACACUUACUCACAAUCCUUUUUGCCUUAGGUGAAUCCGGUAUAUCAGCAUGUGCAUUCACUGGAACAGUAACAGGAACAGCUGCGGGGUCUCCUUUUCUUUUUUUCUUUUAUUUGUUAUUAUAAGUUUUUACUUGAAGAUGCCGUGCUAAAGGACAUGCCGUGUGCCAAAUUAGCGACCUUCAAGGGGGGGGGGGGUUUGUUCUUUUCAUUCUGUCCUGCCUUUCUUCCUCGUGAACAGCAGCAGCCUCUCUGGGUUACAUAGUUGAUCACGGUGAAAACAGGUCACCUUGGCGACUCGCAGGUCUCAGCGGACAUGUAGAGCAUCCUAAAAAUACUGUCCGGGACAGUGGAGGCUCAUUAGUCACCACGGAGAAAAGGUACUGACCUACUAGCUCAUUCAACCCCCUCCCUCCCUCCUCCCUCCUUCCUCCCUCCUUCCUCCCUCCCUUCCUUCCGACCCACCUUCCGUCGUUCCUCUCCGACAGCAGAAGUAGAAGAUGUUUUUUUUUUCAGAGCUCUCCUUGAAGGAUAGAUAAUCACAGAUAUCCUAAACAUAAAUCUGUCUUGAUGACACGUGUAAUGCACGCUUAACACCCCCCCCCCCCCAAACACUCGAUACCUGCUGACAGUUUGAUCAGGCUGCACAGGAUCAACGUAAAGCCAAUAAUAGCCAUAGUCUGCAAACUGUGAUAAUCGACUAUCGCAACGCAUUCCUUUAAAGGUUGUUCUGCCGACAUGUUGAAGUAUUUUCACUCGCUCACUAGUGAAGGAACGAAUGAUGUCAAAAGACGUUCAUGAAAAUGAAAACAGCAAAAAAAAAAAAAAAAAGGACGGGGGAGAAACCGUUAACCCCUUAAAGGCCUUCAGUUUUAUCCAUUAAGUUAUUUAUUCUUAUCUAAAGUUUGAUCGGGUUCAGCUCUUCACGAGCAUCAUCGUCUUUAUUUUACAGCCGUGAAGAGCGAGCUGCUCACACCUUUUCUCCUCACGCCACUUCUAGACACGACCGCCAUUGUUACCGAUCGCUGUGCUGACAAACAAACACGAGACUGUAAAAUAGACACCCCACUAAUCACAGGCCACACACACAGACGUGUGUAAUACCUCAUCUUCUGUAACUACACGAGUAAUCGAUGGCGUGCUUCUCUCGGUGUUUAACGUGGCGUUCAAUCGCAUCACAUUUUUGCCACGGCGACGGCACUAAUUCACCUUCACAUACAAAAAAAAAGGAACCAUGUGGUGUUUUGUGACGAAUCAAAGACAGAGGGAGUUCAGAUGGACUUUGUUUUCCAGUUUUAAUUUUCAGGUUUUGAGGUGGUUUUAUUUUGAAAGGAAGUCGUGGUCGUUUAUACCAAAGAAACCAAUCAUUGUGAGCCAUGAGACGUCGCAGACGCAGCUCCUGGAAGAGCGCCAUCUCCAUCCAUCACGUGUCAGAAAGAAGCGACCCGGAGCAGAGGGAACCUUUAAACAUCCGCUCUGUUUGUGUCAUUUUAAUUUGUCAUGUUUUUGUUUUAAUUUUUUUCGCGAGGCGGUCUCUUAAAGCGGGCCGCAGAAAAAGCUCGGCGGGUUUUGUUUACACAAGCAUCAGCUGCAGUGAGGAGAGAGGAGGAGGAGCACACGGCCUCGCCUCACCUAUCUACCACGUGCCUACGGUUAAAAAUGAAGCAAUCAUAAUUUAACUCAUGUUAGCCGAAUAGUGAUUAAUUCUAUUUUAAAAAGAGAAUUAUAUUGUUUCCUUUGAGGUUGUUUUGUAACUUUUUACUUUUAAUGUCGGUUGCUCUUUUCUGUUGCUGCGAGGACGCUUGAUAUUCGAGGCUGACUAAUUUGAAUGUACAUAUCUGUGAAUAAUAAUUGCACAGGAGAAAGACUUUGAUAUCAACCCCUUACAAAUAUAUAUAUAAAAAAAACAACUUUAUUGGGCACUAACAGACAGACACUUUGAUUCUGAUUUUGUAUGCAUGGCACAUUGAAGGUUACAAAAGAUAAAUAUAUAAAGGACUCGGGUUGAAAUGUGAUCCAUUUCUAAUAAAAAAUAGAAAUUA
Molecule: messenger RNA, 11542 nt
Organism: Labrus bergylta (ballan wrasse)
Lineage: Eukaryota; Metazoa; Chordata; Actinopteri; Labriformes; Labridae
Gene: zzef1
Product: zinc finger, ZZ-type with EF hand domain 1
Molecular function (GO): calcium ion binding; zinc ion binding
Source: RefSeq, a predicted model, not a curated record